CGACGACGACCGACACCACCUGCCCGCCCGCCCACCGCCCGAGUCUUGCUCUGCAACUGCGAUAUCCCCUCAGCCUUGCACCACACUGCUUUUCCGGCUCUUCUUCUUCCCCUCUCUCACGCACUCUCUCUUCCUCCCUCUUCAGCGACCAAAUUUCGAUCGCUCCGGAAUAUCGAUACAACCCAACGCCUCCUGCUUGGGCUCUCUCGUCUCCGACCAAAGUACCCCUCCUUGCGUGUACUGCCUUGCCUGUACAGCCUCCCAACCCAGCCCGACCGAUCCCACUUCAUCUGGGCCGUCUACGGAUACGUCUGCUUGCUCCAUUACCUUAUCGAACCGAGCCGGGCCAUGAGUCUUCGGUAGCUCGUACAUCGCCGCUUUUACGUCAAGCAAGAAUGCUGAAUGCACAGCUUGGAGGGCUGCCAGGAUUAUAGCAGCAUUUCGAUUGAAAAAAACUAGUCUUUUUUCUCCCACCUUGACUUCUAUUCUUUCCGUCUCCUUUUCUUCCACAUUGAAAGCUUCGUUCGGUCUUUUCUCCAUUCUCUUCGACCCCUCGCUCUGGGCCAAACCGUCUUGAACAUGGACGAUCAGAUCGUAAACGCCGUCGAGGCCGCCUUCAACCCCGGCAGCGACCAGGAUCUCAAGCAACAAGCUUUCAACUACCUGAACCAGCUGCGAACCGACCCCCAAGGCUGGCAGGUCUGCACCAGCCUCUUUACAAGAUCUCAGAGACCCUCGGAAGUAGUCCGCCUCUUCUGCUUAGAAGUCGUCAACUAUGCAAUCCAUACCCAGGCCCUCGACCGCGGCAGCCUCACCUGGUUAAAGGACAACCUUCUCGAAUACGUCCGCAACAUAUACGGUCAGAACCUGCAAGACCAGGUCGACCCGCCCCAUCUGCAGAACAAGCUGUCACAGACGCUGACCUACCUGUUCGUCUUUCUGUACAACGAUGGCUGGGACACUUUCAUCGACGAGUUCCUUGCCAUGGCAAACAGCCCCAACAACACGGCCGGUGUCGUUCUCUACCUGCGGAUCAUUGGCUCUAUCCAUGACGAGAUUGCCGACAUGCUGUUGACCCGCAACAGUAGCGAUGCGAAGCGCAACACCGACCUGAAGGACCAGCUUCGCGCGCGUGACGUUCAGAAGGUUGCCCAGUCAUGGAAGGACCUGUUGACGCAAUAUUCGGGCCAGAACGACGUCAUUGUUGAGAUGAUUCUUAAGGUUAUAGGCAAGUGGAUCAGCUGGAUGGACAUCUCCUUGAUCGUGAACCAGGACAUGCUCAACCUCCUGCUUCCCGUCAUAGGACGAACAAACAACUCUGGCAGCGAGGACAAGGUCAGAGACGCUGCCAUCGACACCCUUACCGAGAUCGUCGGCAAGAAGAUGAGAGGCCCCGAGAAGAUGGAGCUGAUCUCUUUCCUCAACCUGCGCGACAUUGUGGCUCAGCUCAUUGCCAGCGCCCCUCUGAGCGAGCUCAAGUCCACCCCCAAAUACGACACCGAUCUCGCCGAGGCCGUCGCAAAGUUAAUCAACACCGUCAUGGCCGAUAUCGUGCGAGCCCUCGAGGAUGCGCAAGCCGGCGACGAUACGCGAGCCAAGUCCGAGCAGCACCUCCACGACUUCCUCCCGUUUCUCCUCCGCUUCUUCUCCGACGAGUACGACGAGGUCUGCUCGACCGUUAUCCCCUCCCUGACCGACCUUCUUACAUUGCUGCGCAAGGUCGGCGCGAACCUGCCUGCUUCUUACAAGGAGAUGCUUCCGCCCAUCCUCAACGCCAUCAUCAUGAAGAUGCGCUACGACGAGACCUCGAACUGGGGUGACGAGGACGAGCAGACGGACGAAGCCGAGUUUCAGGAGCUGCGCAAGCGACUGCAGGUUCUCCAGAAGACCGUUGCAGCCGUGGACCAGGAGCUUUACAUUGAGGUUCUUAGCAACCUCGUGUCCCAAACUUUCAGCACCCUCGACCAGCAAGGGUCACACAUGGAUUGGAGAGACCUUGAUCUGGCGCUCCACGAGAUGUAUCUUUUUGGAGAACUCGCGCUGCCAAACCAGGGUUUGGGCACCAAGAGCCAACCGUCGAGCACGGCAACGGAACGGCUGACCAUUAUGGUGACAAAGAUGGUCGAGUCCGGCAUUGCCAACUUUCCCCACCCUGCCAUUUUGCUCCAGUACAUGGAAAUCUGCGUCCGGUACUGGCAGGUGUUUGAUGCUCGUCAAGAGUACAUCCCCCAAGUCCUGGAGAACUUCGUGCGGUUGGUACAUCACGACCAUGUUCGUAUCAAGACACGAUCGUGGUACCUCUUCCAGAGGUUUGUCAAGUUCCUCAGGGCCCAGGUUGGUAACGUGGCCGAGACCGUCAUCCAGUCCAUCGGCGAUCUCCUCCCCAUCAAGGCCGAGGUCUCGGAGAACAACGGCGAUGAUGACAUGUCUUCGGACGAAUCUGACCACUCUGCCGACGCCCUGUUCACCAGCCAGCUUUAUCUCUUCGAGGCGAUCGGCUGCAUUGCGUCGACCGGAAGCACGCCGGCGGACAAGCAGGCUUACUACGCACGGCUGGUGAUGAACCCGUUGUUCAGUGACAUGGAAUCUCAUUUGCCAAAGGCAAAGUCGGGCGACGCCCAGGCCAUUCUUCAAAUACAUCACAUCAUCUUGGCCCUUGGCCGCCUUGCCCAUGGAUUCUCGGACUGGCAGCCUGGCAGCACUUCAGCCCAAAACCGCCCUCCUCCAGACAAGCUGGUUUCUGAUGAAUUCUCGAGAGCCGCCGAAGCCAUUUUGAUCGCACUCAGCGAGCUGAACAGCUCUACUGAUAUCCGCACUGCCUGCCGUGCGUCCUUCUCCAAGCUGCUCGGCGUCCUCGGGUCUGCCGUGCUGCCCCAGCUUCCCCAGUGGAUCGAGGGGUUUCUGUCCCAGAGCUCCUCCAAGGAUGAGAUGGCUAUUUUCUUGCGUCUGCUUGACCAGAUCGUAUUCGGCUUCAAGGCCGAAAUCUAUAAUGUCCUGAACAUGCUGCUCACCCCCUUGCUGCAAAGGAUCUUUGCCGGUCUGUCCGAGCCAGUUACCGGCACCGAUGACGAGAUCCAGCUUGGAGAGCUCCGCAGGGAGUACCUGUCGUUUUUGUUGGUCAUCUUGAACAACGAGCUGGAGUCUGUCUUUAUCAGCGAGGCCAACCAGGGCUUCUUUGAGUCGUUGGUCAAUUCCGUCCUCACCCUGGGCCGAACUCUCGUGGCGGAGAACAUCGGGCCUAGCAGGCUCGCGUUCAGUGUGUUAGCACGCAUGGUCGUCGUCUGGGGUGGCCCGGACUGCGCCAAGAUCGCGGAGAAUCCCUCGGCGCCGAGCGGUUCCCCGACCCCGAGCAUCCCCGGUUUCGACCGCUUCAUGAUCGACCGCUUUCACCCACUCUGCUGGGAGGUCUUCCAGGACCCCAACUUCAGACCCCAUAACGACGCGCAGAGCAAGCAAGUCCUCAACGAAAUCGCGGGUCUCGAGCAGGCCAUCUACACCAAGACGGGCGAGAUGUUCAUCCAACACCUCCAGUCGUCACUGUUCCCACACCUGGGCAUCGACGGGUCCGAUUUUCUCCGUUCCAUGUCGACGUCCGUGGAUAGGAAGGGUUUCUCGAGUUAUCUGCAAGGACUACUGAAGAGCCGUCGAUAGGAAUGGGUUCUUGAGUUCCUGUAGGGCUGCUGAAGAGCCGUAGAUUAUGAAAUGCGAGAGGAUAUCGGCAUGGAAUUUUGAUAGUAGGCGGUGGGACGAGGAAGUAUUACAAGCGUACGAUGGGUGGAAGGGAAGGUUUUUUGGACAGAGGAGAGGAAAUUUCCGGAAUCUCUCUUCGUCUUGGCCACUUUUCUUUGUUUACAUAUCCACUGGCCGCAUCGCCUUGGAGUUUAAGGGAGGCAUUAGAGAUUAAAUGACAAAUGACAAAAAGAAUCAUGUUCUCAUCAAUGAUGCGAACCCUUCUUUUUGAAGGAAUAUUAAGAAA
Molecule: messenger RNA, 3976 nt
Organism: Colletotrichum destructivum
Lineage: Eukaryota; Fungi; Ascomycota; Sordariomycetes; Glomerellales; Glomerellaceae
Product: Putative armadillo-like helical, exportin-1/Importin-beta, exportin-T
Exons: 3
Coding region: 580-3651 (1023 amino acids)
Biological process (GO): tRNA re-export from nucleus
Cellular component (GO): nuclear matrix; nuclear pore; cytoplasm
Molecular function (GO): tRNA binding; small GTPase binding
Source: RefSeq, a predicted model, not a curated record